AUGGCGAAAACCUUCGUGAUACACGCUUGUUUAAUUUUCCUCACGUUUUGUCCAAGUAAAGGCACCGAUCGGUGGAAAAAGGUCAUACACAACUACAAACGAGAUUUCAAUCCACAGAAAAAGAUAGAUUUACACAAGUUUGAAAUAUAUGACGAUUACUACGAUAAGCUAGAAGAUUAUUCUUAUUCCGAUUACAGUGAAGAUGUGUAUAAAGAAAUCAACGUAAAAUUAAAAACUAAAAUAGAAACAACUGAAGGCCAACAUCUGAAUAGAAAAAACGAUAUCUUUAAUGCCACUCUACAAAAAGCAAGACAACACAGCAAAACAUUAGUGGAGCAAAAAUCGAAUACUGAUCUGAAUAAAAAUGUAAUUCUAAAAAUACCUUCAACGGAAAAGUGGCCAAAAUUUGAGGAUAUCCUAUUACAAAUUGGAAGGAAGUAUGACUGGAAGAACGAUAGAUGGAUUAAAGUGAAGAAGAAAAUUGACGCCAAGCUGAAGAAUGUAAACAAGAGUGAGUUUAAUGAGAAACAUAGGUUUAUUUAUCGGAUAGUGCGGUUGAAUAGGCCGAAAAGUAAAAGGAACAUCGUAUUGGCUGUGACAGCGGUGAGAUAA
Leptosia nina is the source of this 612-nucleotide messenger RNA. The record is from the annotation of a GenBank genome assembly. Lineage: Eukaryota; Metazoa; Arthropoda; Insecta; Lepidoptera; Pieridae.